Messenger RNA from Biomphalaria glabrata, 2851 nucleotides. Its product is annotated as short transient receptor potential channel 6-like. Bases 1329 to 1679 code for a protein of 116 amino acids. The record is from RefSeq and is a predicted model, not a curated record. Lineage: Eukaryota; Metazoa; Mollusca; Gastropoda; Planorbidae. Gene Ontology annotation, cellular component: membrane; cation channel complex. Gene Ontology annotation, molecular function: inositol 1,4,5 trisphosphate binding; store-operated calcium channel activity. The transcript is spliced from 5 exons. Gene Ontology annotation, biological process: calcium ion transmembrane transport; manganese ion transport; regulation of cytosolic calcium ion concentration.
CAAAUGCAUGCUGUGAUGAAUCACCAGGGAUGAACAAAUGCAUGCUGUGAUGAAUCACCAGGGAUGAACAAAUGCAUGCUGUGAUGAAUCACCAGGGAUGAACAAAUGCAUGCUGUGAGGAAUCACCUGGGAUGAACAAAUGCAUGCUGUGAUGAAUCACCAGGGAUGAACAAAUGCAUGCUGUGAUGAAUCACCAGGGAUGAACAAAUGCAUGCUGUGAUGAAUCACCAGGGAUGAACAAAUGCAUGCUGUGAUGAAUCACCAGGGAUGAACAAAUGCAUGCUGUGAUGAAUCACCAGGGAUGAACAAAUGCAUGCUGUGAUGAAUCACCAGGGAUGAACAAAUGCAUGCUGUGAUGAAUCACCAGGGAUGAACAAAUGCAUGCUGUGAUGAAUCACCAGGGAUGAACAAAUGCAUGCUGUGAUGGAUCACCUGGGAUGAUCAAAUGCAUGCUGUGAUGGAUCACCAGGGAUGAACAAAUGUAUGCUGUAAUGGAUCACCUGGGAUGAACAAAUGUAUGCUGUAAUGGAUCACCUGGGAUGAUCAAAUGCAUGCUGUAAUGAAUCACCUGGGAUGAACAAAUGCAUGCUGUAAUGGAUCACCUGGGAUACUUGUCUAGAAUCUCUUGAAACUUAAGGCUCUAGGAAAUUAUAAUAAUUAUAAGAAGAAUUACAAUAUUAGAGCAAAGGUUUAUUUUAGCUCCUAUUAUUAAAAAUGUAAGUUUCCCUUUCAGACCAUGAUGUCUAUAGUGCAAAUGAUGUAAAGGUCAUCUGUUUCUGUGGCCUAUGGUUAGCUAAAGUCAUGUGAACAGCACAAUAGCCAUCAUUACUUUUCCCCAACUAAUGUCAGGUACCCAUUAGAUCUGGGUUGACUAAGAGGGGCCUUAAAGAUCCGAUCCUGAAAGUAAAAAUUUCAGUCUUCUAGGAUUCGAACCUGGGACCUGUGCUCAUAAACCAAGUGCUUUACCACUCCCCACUGUGCCUCUCAUAUUAUUAGUUAGGCUAUAAAAAUUUCUUCAUUGGAACUGAAAACUUGGUGAUUCAAAGAUAUAACUAUACUUGUUUACUUGUUUAAUUAGUUAAUUAAAGUGUUUCAAUUUCACUUUGUUUAUUAUCUUCUGUAGAUUAUUCAUUAUUGAGUAGGUCUAUUUAGAGAAAAAAUCCACUAGAUUCAACCAAUUCAGUGAAGCAUUUCAUGACACUUUAAGCUAUUAUACAAAUCAACUUACUUGCACCUGGUUAGAAACAGAAGUAGGCCACCAAUUUCCUUCAUAUUGCAUGAAGGGCUAAGGAUUCUUGGCCAAGGCAUAAUAUUUUAAUCAUGAUGAUAUGAAGGAUUUGAACACAGUCAUGAUUGCCUUUAUAUGUGGACAAAUAAGCCUAUACAGUAUUUCCAAGAAUGAGAACUUUGCAGGCCUCUUAGAGACCACUGGGACAUUGUUCUGGGCUGCCUUUGGUAUGGGGAACUCUCAGGCACCAGCUAUUAAAGAAGAAACAAAUAGCAGUCAGGUUAAUGGUGACUCAGAGAUAAGAGACAGUGUGCUGCUGAAAGUCAUUGAGGUGGUUGGCUACGUUUUGUAUGGAGUUUACAUUCUUGAUGCUGUCAUGGUCCUGAUCAACUUGUUCAUUGCUAUGAUGAAUUUGAAGACAUUUAGAAUGUCCAAAAGAUUAGUCAGCUAAGGAGCCUAAAAUGUUAGCCUGUUUACAAAUAUGAGAUCUUCCUUGACUACACAAGUACCUUACAAAAGAAGGCUACUCACUUGUGUUUGGAUAUGUCAGCUGUUUUGUCCCUGUGGCCCUUUUCAAGCAUGACAGAUACUAUUCUAAGCAGCUUUUUUCUCUGGAAAUAUUUCAACCACGGAAGCUGUGAGGGAUAUCUGAAAUCCAUUGCUUACUUGUCUAGAAAGACUUCCAUCGAUUGAGUGAUAAAAGAUUAAGUUUACACAACUUUUAGUAGUCACCACAUAACACUUAACAUUUUGAUGCUCAAGACAAUACUGUUCAUGAAUGGUUUAUUUUUCUUUAUGCUGAAAGUGUCCAAGAAAGAUAAGGUCAAAGGUUAAUUGGACAAACAAUAAACUUUGUCUUUGAAUCUGAAAUUGUAGAACUUGUAGAGAAAAAAAACAACUUAGUGUUGUUGUUAAUUUACCAGGUACCUACUAUUCAUUUACUUUGACUGUUGACUUUAAGUUAGAAAUUAAGGAAAGAUUUCUUUGAGCUAUAUUUGUCAAUGACCAUAGGCAUUAAGAGAGUUGACACCUCAUUUUACUUUUCAACAAGAUGAUGUCUUAAAAAAAUUAAGAGCUUUUGAUGGAAUUCUGUGGUUGAAUAACAUAAGGAAUAAUCACAGGAUUCCAUCAAAAUCAUUGCAAUUUGAACAUUGUUGGUAGUGUCAAUGUUAUUAAGUUUUUUAGUUCUUGGUGUUACUACAUUAUUCAUUUUCUAGUGACCAGGCAGUGUUUUAUACCAUGAAUGAAUAUGUUGUAAGAGGUUUAAGGUAUACCACUCAAUCAAUAAUAUCUUUGACAAUAAAAUAUUUUGAUCAAGUUUAUAUUUUUGGAACAGAAUAUGCUAAUGUGUUAAAUGUACAUUUUUCUUUUUUUUAUGGAAUAACAACUGAUAUUUAGUUUUAUCCCUUUGUAUCUUUCUACAGUAGAUGCACUGUCGUACUACAUAGAAAUUUAAAAAAAUUAUAAUAACUUCUAAUCAAAUUGUCUCAUUUUUAAAAUCAAAUAUCUAAAUGAAUCAUGCUACUUUGAUUCUACACAAUCUACAGGACUACCAAUGUACAUUAGUUUUGAACAAAAAGUUGCUAACUUUAAAUAAUUGAUUAACUCAUUUUUAUGUAUACC